Messenger RNA from Euleptes europaea (tarantolino), 2124 nucleotides. RefSeq names its product pseudouridine synthase 7 like (gene PUS7L). Gene Ontology annotation, cellular component: nucleus. Gene Ontology annotation, molecular function: pseudouridine synthase activity; RNA binding. Bases 10 to 2097 code for a protein of 695 amino acids. Gene Ontology annotation, biological process: pseudouridine synthesis. The record is from RefSeq and is a predicted model, not a curated record. The transcript has 8 exons. Lineage: Eukaryota; Metazoa; Chordata; Lepidosauria; Squamata; Sphaerodactylidae.
AAUAUUGGAAUGGAAGAAGACUCUUGCAAGCCAUUCAUGUUCUACUCCUAUGUGAAUGAUCAUGUUGGCUUUUGUGGAAGUAUAAAACAAUUGCCGAGUGACUUUGUAGUAACCGAAAUAGAUACAUCUGGGCAGUUUGUUAAUGAAAUUGCAACAGAUCACAAGAGUAAGGACACCUCCUCAGAACAAUUUAAGAUCUGCCAGCAGGAGUGCAAAAGACCACGGCUGAGCUCUCCAGAGCUGUGUCUAGAAGAGGAAUGUUGCAGUGUUCCAGAUGACGGCGCUCUGUGUACAGCAGAAGGUCUUCCUCCCUCUGCUAGAGGUGCUGAAGAUUUUGAAGACAGUAAUGUACUUGCUUGUCAGCUUGACAAAGUUGCUACUCUGGACUCCUUGUUAGAGGACUCUGUAUGCGAGCGGCUAAGGCUGUUCGCUUGUAAUGUGAAGGAUGUGUGGAAUUCGAAAUCUGAGCCAGCAGUUUAUCCCUCUGACUUCUCCCUUGGUCCAAUACUUGAUAAGAGGACUCGUGCCAGUUUGCACUGUGCCAUAAGACAGCAGUAUCCCUGCUUGAUCACCAUUACAAAAUGUGGUGAAAUUGUAGUGAAAGCAAACCAAGAUUACCAGGAGCUCUGCCACUUAGUGUCUGAAGAGGAAGCAUGUGGUUUUCUAAAAUUUUUAGAUGCCAAAAUAGAAGAUUCAAAGUUUGCUUUUAGACCUGAUGGAAAUAAGGAACACCGUAAGAAAGUUCACCAUUUUAUCAGUAACAAAUUUGGAAAGCUGGUAGAAACCAAGUCAUUCCCUGACCCUCAGCAAAAUGCUGUGGUUGUGGUAAGGUUUCGUGAGAGAUACGGUUUCCGAAAAAGGACUAAUGCUGAUAGUGGAGAGAAACAAGAAAUAUACACAGCUUUUACUCUCCGGAAAGAGAACCUGGAAACGCUUGAAGCAAUUGGCUAUUUGUCUUCUGAACUUGGUGUACUGUCUUCAGACUUCAGUUACACAGGCAUUAAAGACAAGAAGGCCAUUACGUACCAGGCUAUGGUGGUGAAGAAGGUAACUCCUAAAAGACUAAAAGAACUUGGAAGGUCAAGUGAGAAAAAAGGAAUGUGUGUGGCUAAUGUACGCCCUGCAAGCCAGCCACUUAGGCUUGGCCAACUGCAAGGAAAUCACUUCUGUAUCCUUGUGAGAAAUUUAAAACAGCACAGCAGUGACUGUUCUGCAAGCCUAAAAGAGAGAAUAGUGGAAGCAAUUGAGAAUGUCAAGAAAAAUGGCUUUAUCAAUUAUUAUGGACCUCAGCGAUUUGGUCAAGGGAAAAACGUCCAGACUGAUCAAAUUGGAUUGGCUUUGCUGAAUGAAGAGCUGGUCAAAGCUGUACGAUUGUUUUUCACACCAGAAGAUACAGAUGAUCCUGUAAAUAAGGCAAAAAAAUACUUUCUUCAGACUGAGGAUGCAAAGGGCACCCUUGCCAUGCUGCCUGACUUUAAAGUAAGAGAGAAGAUGUUAGUUCGUGCAUUAAAUCGCUAUGGGAUAAAUCAAGAGGGGUGUUGCCGAGGAUGGCUCAGCAUUCCUCAUUCCAUGCGUAUCUUAUACGUUCAUGCAUACUGCAGUAAAAUUUGGAAUGAAGCUGCUUCCUACCGGAUUAAGACAUAUGGGACAAAAGUUGUGAAUGGUGAUCUGAUCUUUGCUGAAGAAAGUGCUGCAAAUUCUUCACUGAAUGCCAAGGUCCAUGUAGUAACAUUUGCAGAAGAAAUGGCCAGUAAAUAUACAAUAAAUAAAGUUAUUCUCCCAAUGGUUGGUUACAGCAUUCAGUAUCCCGCUAACAAAGUCGGAGAGUGGUACCAUGAAAGGCUGGCCAGAGAUGGACUUCAGGCAUGCAAGUUUAGACUUCCUACAUUACAGCUGAAUGUGCCUGGCUGCUACAGACACAUCUUGAAAUAUCCUCACAAUCUAUCAUAUAGUUUCUUAAAAGACAAUGAAAGCAAAAAAGUUACUGGAGACAGUCCCCUAGACGAUUCAGUGACUUCUCUUUCUAUGUCAUUUUGGCUUGAUUCAUCAUGUUAUGCCACUGUUUGCUUGGGAGAAAUCAUGAAAUGUGAUAUUUGAAGAAAAAAAUAAAUGUUUAGCACUACU